CACGUUUUGCGUCUAACCUCACUCUAAUCAAUUGAAUGCAAAGCGCAUCUCUUCCAUUCUCUGCCUUUUCUAUGGUUGACGUCUGAAUUUUUGGAUAUCCGUUUCUUUCUCAUUCGGAAUAAAGUCGAAAUGACCUGCAAACGUCGUAAUGGUGGACGUGCUAAGCACGGUCGGGGACAUGUGAACCCUGUAAGAUGCACAAAUUGUGCUCGAUGUGUCCCUAAAGACAAGGCUAUCAAGAAGUUCGUCAUUAGGAACAUCGUCGAAGCAGCUGCUGUACGUGAUAUCACGGAGGCUUCUGUUUAUUCCGCUUACGUCUUACCUAAGUUGUACGCUAAGUUACACUACUGCGUUUCCUGCGCUAUUCACUCUAAGGUAGUUCGCAAUCGCUCUAAGGAAGAUCGUCGCAUUAGGACUCCACCAGUGAGAUCAUUCCCAAGAGAUAAUCAAAGGCAACAAAAUGCUCCAAGAAAGUAAAUGUUCAUAUUUUAAAUAAAAAAAACGACAACUUAA
Molecule: messenger RNA, 513 nt
Organism: Ctenocephalides felis (cat flea)
Lineage: Eukaryota; Metazoa; Arthropoda; Insecta; Siphonaptera; Pulicidae
Gene: RpS26
Product: 40S ribosomal protein S26
Exons: 3
Coding region: 130-477 (115 amino acids)
Biological process (GO): translation
Cellular component (GO): cytosolic small ribosomal subunit; ribosome
Molecular function (GO): structural constituent of ribosome; mRNA binding
Source: RefSeq, a predicted model, not a curated record